AUGCUAAAGGAGCUGGAAACCACAGGAUCAUUUCAGACCCUACAGCAUGCUGUAGUUCUGGAAAAAGAGAAAAAAACUAAUUUCUACAACACAAUAGACAGGGAGCAGGAAGGGAGAAAAAAGAUCAAAGCAUUGCAGAAGCAGCUGCAUGAUGUAAGACAGGAGAAGAAAGUGGAGCUGCAGAGCCGUACUGAACUAAUUGCUUACCUCAAGGAUCAGCUACAAGAAAUGAAAGCUAAAACCAACAUGGAAGGCAAGUAUGUGAGGAAGGACACAGAGCUUCAAGUGUCCCAGACACAGACAAAGUGCAGUAUAGCAGAGUCACAGCUGCAGGUGGAGAUUCAGAAGGUUAAAGAAAAGAUGGAUGAGGAGAUAAGAGUUCAUGUGGAGAUUGAAAACUUCCUCAGGCAGCACCAACAAGAAUUGGAGGAGAAGCUGGAAUACUGGAUGGAGAAGUAUGACAAAGACACAGAAGAAAAGCAAGCUGAACUGAAUGCUUUGAAAACAGCCAGAGUCAAUGAUCUCACAUUGUUGCAGGAUCUGGCCAAGCAAUAUGAGGAGUAUGAAAAAGUAAUUAUUGAAGAUCGUCUGGAGAAGGAGAAAGCACAGGAGCAGAAAAAACAGGAGCAGGUAGAACUAUCCAGUGCCAUCAAGAUCCAAGCUUGGUGGAAAGGCACAAUGGUACGGAAAGGCCUGGGCCCCUACAAGAAAUCCAAGAGCAAGAAAGGCAAAGAAAAGGGCAAAAAAGGCAAAAAAGGCAAGGGCAAAAAGGGAGGAAAAAAGAAGUGA
Staurois parvus is the source of this 789-nucleotide messenger RNA. NCBI's taxonomy places the organism in Eukaryota, Metazoa, Chordata, Amphibia, Anura, Ranidae. The record is from the annotation of a GenBank genome assembly.